AUGACUGAUGUUUUCUUUUUCUACAAAUACAGCAUCAAGAAGCCCAAGACCCACCGUUACCCUUCCCUGAAGGGCGUUGACCCCAAGUUCCGCCGUAACCACAGGCACGCUCUCCAUGGCACCGCUAAGGCUCUGAGGGAGAGAAAGGAGGGCAAGCGCGAGGUCGCAUAG
Monascus purpureus is the source of this 171-nucleotide messenger RNA. The record is from the annotation of a GenBank genome assembly. NCBI's taxonomy places the organism in Eukaryota, Fungi, Ascomycota, Eurotiomycetes, Eurotiales, Aspergillaceae.